AUGAACCAGAGAGUCCUCACAAAUGACAAAUCUAAGGAGAUUUCAACAAACAACAACGAAAUUCAAGGAGAUAGGAGCUGGAUUUCAACCGUAGACUGGACUCAACUUCCAGGUGAUACAGUUAUUCAUCUGUUUUCUCUUCUGAAUUAUCAGGACAGGGCGAAUUUAUCUUCAGUUUGCCAAAGUUGGUGGUCUCUCGGUGCUUCUCCAUGUUUAUGGCAGUCACUGGAUCUUCGAGCCCACAAAUUUGAUAUCUCCACAGCCCCCUCUCUUGCUUUUAGAUGUUCUUCCCUUCAGAAACUUUGUUUUGAUGGAGAAGAAUCUGCUGAGGCGAUAAUCAGUCUCAAAGUAAGCACUUUGAUUGAGAUAAGAGGUAACUUUUAUGGGAGAGUCAACGACGUAACUUUAUCUAUAAUUGUAGAUAUGAAUAAGUUACUUGAAGUCAUCGAAUUUGGUUAUAGCUACUGUAAGGGAAUCAGUAGUGAAGGAAUCAAAUCAAUUGCUAUGUGCUGUCAUAAUCUCAAGAAGCUUUGGCUUUCAGCCGUGAGAGAUGUUAACUCAAUAGCGAUUAAUGCUCUAAGUAACAAUUGUCGCAAUUUGGUAGAAGUCGCAUUUACGGAUUGUGUAAGAGUGGACGAGAUAGCGCUGACAAAACUUCUAUCAGUUAAAUUUCUCUCAAUUGCUGGAACAAAAAACUUGGAUUCAGGUCUAGUUAUAGAGCAUUGGAUUAAGUUUGCAAAUUUGUUAGCGUUGGAUGUGUCAAGAACACGUAUUAGUGCAAAUGCUAUUGAUAGGUUACUUUCCUAUUCUCCAACUUUAAAGGUCUUAUGUGCUCUUUGCUGCCCGAAAUUGGAUGCAGAUGUGAAUUUUAGCCCUACAAAUGAAAUGGGUAUAAAGUUGUUAUCCAUGCUGACUUGCAUACCCAAAUUGUUGGAUUCUCAAGAUAUCUUGAUCAUGCCAUGGAUUGAACAAGUUUUAUCGCGUUCGCUUCUUCGUUUAGCAGAACUGAAUUUUCACUCAAUGAGAUUGACAUACUUCUGGAUUAAAGAUGGUCUAACUUUAAUGACUAAUUUUUUAAAAAGUUCAGAUGAGGAUGUACAAAAAAGGGCGAUUAGAGGAAUUGCAUUACAUGCAUCAACUCCUUUUGAUGAAGAAGUUGAUGAUGAUACAGAUGAUCAAAGAAUAAAGGCAAUACUAUAUGGAAUGGCAAACGUUUUAAAUUUAGUAAAAUCAUCAAGUGAAGGAGUUCAAUUAGAAGUGAUGAAGGGAAUAAAUAUGGUGUUUUCGAAUAAAAAAUUUAUAAUUGUGACCUUCAAAGAAGGGGUUUCAGUUAUAGUGAAAUUACUAGAGUCUACGAAUAUAUCUAUUCUUGAGGAGGCUAGUAAUGGAUUAAGGAAUGUGCGUGAAAGAUUGUAUGAAGUAAUGUCAGAGAAUGAAUAUAAGGAAAAUGGUGUUGGUACACUAGCAUGUAUGACAUCAGAUGAAAAAAUAAGCAUAGAAAUUAGUAGAAAUAUUUGCUUAGAUGCCCUUGUGACUAUUACUCAAGAGUGCUUGUUUGUUGGAGUAUUGGAGCUGGUUGCUUUUGUCUUUGCUAACUUGACAAGAAUGGUACAUACAAAUGACAACAGUAUAAUAGCUGGACACAAAUUAGGUGUUCUUCAAAGACUUGUAGGACUCAUUCGUUCAGAAGAUAAACAUAUCUGCGAAAAAACUGUUGAGGCACUUCAUAACUUGUCUUUUGAUGAAUGGAACCGGGAAGAAAUUGUAGCAGUUGAUGGCAUUGAAGCUUUGGUUUAUUUAUCAAAGGAAACUACCAAUUAUUCAUGGAAAAAAUGGAAGAGAGUUAGUGGGGUUGAGAAUUUGGACGAGAGCUCAGAACCUAAUAAUAUUGCUGUAGGACAAAUUAGACAUUUUGGAAGUCAAGUGUCUGAUGUACUCUCUGUUAAGGAUAAUAUACAUGUGAUUAUAAUGGGAACCCUUUGGAAUCUCGUAUUCAAGCCUGAUAUUGCUCUUCGUUUAGUUGAAAAAAAAGGGAUUCAAGUUCUUGUUCGCAUUUGUUUGGUUUCCGGAUCUGAACUAGCACGAUUCUUAGCUAUUUUAGUAAUGGCUUACAUUUUUCAUAUCCUUCCGGAAGGAUGCACAUACAGUAUAAGAAUCAUCGAUUUGAAAAGAAUUGUCCAAUUUGCUCGUAUAAAGAAUGUGCAUCAAUUGGAAUGCAGUGAAGAUGAAAUUGCACGAUUUGCUAACAUGUUAAGAAGUUCUUCUUCCCCGAUUAAGUCUUGUGCUAUAUUCGCUCUAAUGCAGCAUCGACAUGACCGUCUUAUAUACGGUGCUUUCCUCACCACACUCUCUCUUGAAGUGACAUCCCUGCAAGUUGCAGAUCUCCUUGCCUCCUUUGGCUCUACUAUCUUCGUUGAAGACAUGAAUGAUCAUGUCUUGCAUGGCCUCAACAACAACUAUAGAGCUAUCAUUGAUGGAGUCAAUGCAAGGGACAUUACCAUUCUAUUUCAUAACCUCACUGAGAAACUUCUCAUUAAAGAACUCUCCCUUAUUGUUGUUCAAUGGUGGGCUCUUGCUCCCAUGACAACCUUGAAUGCAUAA
This is a messenger RNA of Impatiens glandulifera, 2601 nucleotides long. RefSeq names its product protein ARABIDILLO 2-like. Bases 1 to 2601 code for a protein of 866 amino acids. Gene Ontology annotation, molecular function: protein binding. The record is from RefSeq and is a predicted model, not a curated record. Lineage: Eukaryota; Viridiplantae; Streptophyta; Magnoliopsida; Ericales; Balsaminaceae. The transcript has 12 exons.